AUGUUUGAUAAUAAUCAUACUAAUAAUACUUUAAAUGAUAAUAUUUUAAAUGAUACUUUAAAUAAUAAUAAUACUUUAAAUAAUAACAAUCAAAUUAGUAACACUAAUACUUUAAAUAAUAAUAAUAAUCAAAUUAAUAAUACUUUAAUUAAUAAUACAAAAACUAUAAAUAAAUUAAAUAGCGUUACAACAAAUAAAACAACAGAACCAACUAUAGAUAUGAAAGAUGACAAACAUUUAAUUAAAUUAAUAGAAGAGGUAAUAGAAUCAAAUAAGUAUAAUUUAACAGUAGUAGAUAAGAAAAAAGACGAUAAAGAAAAGAACAUAGAAAUAGCGGAACCUUUAUAA
Hepatospora eriocheir is the source of this 348-nucleotide messenger RNA. The record is from the annotation of a GenBank genome assembly. Lineage: Eukaryota; Fungi; Microsporidia; Hepatosporidae.